Molecule: messenger RNA, 7057 nt
Organism: Galleria mellonella (greater wax moth)
Lineage: Eukaryota; Metazoa; Arthropoda; Insecta; Lepidoptera; Pyralidae
Product: PHAF1 protein CG7083
Exons: 11
Coding region: 149-1438 (429 amino acids)
Biological process (GO): Golgi to plasma membrane protein transport
Cellular component (GO): trans-Golgi network
Source: RefSeq, a predicted model, not a curated record
AAUGACAGUUCCUCUGACAAAUACAAAAUGGUUGAAAACUAAAGUUGGCAAACAAAGAAAGGCAGCGUAAUAUCGAGUAUUAGCGUUUAAAGACAUUUUUUUAAGUGAAAGUUAGUUAGUUUAGUGUAUAAAUUGUGUUUGGUGCACGAUGCUAGAUUUGGAAAUUGUCCCUGAGCGCUCCCUGGGCUGUGACGCCUGGGAAUUUGUGUUGGGGAUGCAUUUCUCACAAUCAGUUGCCAUUAUACAGAGUCAGGUGGGCACAAUAAGAGGAGUACAAGUACUAUAUAGUGAUCAGAAUCCAUUAUCGGUAGACCUAGUAAUAAACAUGCCCCAAGAUGGGAUACGGUUAAUAUUCGACCCGGUCGCACAACGACUCAAGAUUAUAGAGAUAUAUAAUAUGAAACUAGUUAAACUUAGGUAUAGUGGUAUGUGCUUCAAUUCGCCCGAGAUAACGCCGUCGAUAGAGCAAGUGGAGCACUGCUUCGGGGCGACGCACCCUGGCCUCUACGACUCGCAGCGGCACCUUUUCGCGCUUAACUUUAGAGGGCUCUCUUUUUAUUUUCCUGUUGAUAGCAAAUUUGAGCCGGGCUAUGCCCAUGGGCUGGGCUCGCUCCAGUUCCCCAAUGGCGGUUCACCGGUGGUCUCUCGGACCACCAUCUACCAUGGAUCUCAACACCAGCUGAGCAGUUCCGGCAGCGGCUCCCUGUGCCCGGCGCCACUGCCCGAGCUGCCGCUGUCCUGCUACCGCCACCAGCUGCACCUGCGCCGCUGCGACGUGCUGCGCACCUCCACUGCUACCGUCGGCCUCCGGCUGCACAUGUUCACUGAAGGCGGCGGCCGGCCGCUGGAGGGCGCGGUGUGCGCGGUGCGCGCGGUGCGCUUCGGCGACAGCUGCCAGCGCGUGGCGCGGGCGCUGGGCGCGCCGGCGCGGCUCUACUACAAGGCCGACGACAAGAUGCGCAUCCACCGGCCCACGGCCCGCCGCCGCCCGCCGCCCGCCUCCGACUACUUCUUCAACUACUUCACGCUCGGCCUGGACAUGUUGUUCGACGCCCGCACGCACCAGGUGAAGAAGUUCGUGCUACACACCAACUAUCCCGGUCACUACAAUUUCAACAUGUACCACCGCUGUGAGUUCGAGCUCGCUGUUCAGCCGGAUAAAUGCGAUCCGAACUCGUUGGUGGAGAACCGCGGCGCGGUGUCGAUCACGGCGUACAGCAAGUGGGAGGUGGUGUCGCGCGCACUGCGCGUCUGCGAGCGGCCAGUGGUUCUCAACCGUGCCUCCUCCACCAACACCACCAACCCUUUCGGCUCCACCUUCUGCUACGGAUACCAGGACAUGAUAUUUGAGGUGAUGUCAAACAAUUAUAUAGCGUCCAUAACGCUGUACCAACCGGAGGGCACCCGCCCACAUUACGCGGUCAACUCCAUCGCGUGACACACCCAGGUAUCCCCAAGCAAAGGCAAAUACGCAUCCUGAACGAAGUCAGUUCAUAAUCUCCACAAAAACCUCCACUUGUAUGGCAACACCGUAACUAAUUCACACGAAACGUUGCCAUACUACAAAAAAAUAAUGUCGCGUGAAGUGGCACUACAUAUCCCUUACAUGAGCACCUAAGAGGAAACAGUAUUUAACAAAAAAAAAAAAUGUGAUAAAAACUGUGAAAAAAAAAACUCGAAAAAAAAUGUAAGUGAGUGACAGAUCUCAGAUGGUGUGUAAUUUUAAUUUAAUUCACUAGCAACAAUGGACAAAAAUAGCAAAAAAAAAAAAAGAUAUGUAAUAUUAUUUUUAAAUCAUGUAAUGUUAAGUUGAUAUAUUUUUUUUAAAGAGUGUCAAGUGGACCGUUAAAGUAAUGAUAAUUAGUCAAAUGUGUUCUUUAAGUUUUAUCAAAUUUUCUAUAUGACCUUAGUUGGAUGGAGUAUACCAAUCUGUAACUCCGUGAUAGUAUUCAGGAAACUGAACAAAUUAUCCCAGGGAACCUGAACUAUUUCCAUAAUUCCAAAAUGAAACUGAAUAACUUUUACUUACGGCGAAUUGUUCAGUUUCAUGAACAUUAUUACUGAGUUUCAGAGUGAUAUAACUUUUACGACUAACUAUGCGGUCUGGUUGCGAUACCAACUGUAAACAUGACAAAACUAAUAUAAAAGUUAAACAGUUAAAAAUAAUUGAAUAGUUUUUUUUUUUUUUUAAUGAAUAUUUCUUUCAUCUGAUAUUAUUACUAAAGACAUAUACAUUAAGUUUGUAUACCUUAAUUAUUAAUUCCUCGGCAUUAUGAGACGCAAGUCGUCAAGCCAACUUUGCGCUGGACGCUUUUUAAAAAAACAACAUUGACAAUGUUAUGUUUUUAGGAAUUAUGUAAGACAUUUGAUAUCAUAGCCAGAUCGAAACUAUCAUGAUAAAUAGAAAUAGACUGUGUUGUAAAUAUUUUUGAAAAUAUGAAAAAUUAAUAACAAUAAAUCAUAAAUCGAUGUAUUUUUUCUAAAAAUGAUUUUCGUGUGAGACGUUUGCAAGUGUGCAAGUAUGCGAAUUAUGUAUUUUAAUAAUGUAAAAAAAUAUAUUCUCUAUUGACAGCACCACAGUUCUGCCAUGUUUUUUAUUGUGAUUUUUUGCUACGUAUGUAAGCAAAGGAAAUUAGUUGUACAGCUAUGACACCUACAGAUUCUAUAUUGAGCUUAUCUUAAUCUACUCCAAUAGAUGAGAAUUUUGUACUUUAAAGAGUUUUAUAUAUUUAUUAUCUAUGGUAAUAUUAUCAACCUUUCAUAUUUAUAAAUACCUAUGAGGUAACUACUUUCCUAGUGUGUAGGGGAAAACAUUAUUUCUCGUAACAUUGCCAUAAAUAAAAUUACCAUUUUAGUAGAUAUUUAAAUAACCGAAGUUCAUUAUUAUUAUAUUAUCUAUAUUUCAUAAUUACUCAUAUUAUUUUUUUUAGAUUCAUUAUUUUAUUAAAUUUUUUUAUAUAUUAUAUAUAAUAUUUUAGUUUUAGAAUUCACAGUGUAUUCACUAUAUUCAUUUGUAGUUGUUCAAAUAUAAAGGUAUGGGCUCAUUAUACUGCCGUAUUUAUACUCUUUUUUAAUACGUACUUAUUUUCAUAAUACAGUUUCUUUGUUUAUAAAUAGUCAAUUGUAAUUUUUAUUUGAUAACCUAAAAGAGUUUUCAUGACGGUGAAUACACUGGCGUUUGUGUUCAAUUAUAUCCUUCUUAUGGUUUCCUUUUUAAUGAAUAUGCUAAUCGGAUCCCAGUAAAGACUCUUACAUACAAACGGCAUUUUAGUAAUAUCAGUCAUAUACCGUCUUAAUCAUCGUCACGAAAUGUAGCGCUCGUUAACAUCCAGACGUGUGUAAUGUAAUAUUAAGCUAGAGUUAUUCAUUUGUAGUUAGCGGACAUAUAAAAUUUUUUUUAAAAGUAGAUUUUUGGCAUCUUUGCGUUCACGUAUGGUCAUUUGUCUUCUAUCUUAUGUCAUCUAUCUUAAUCUAUGAAAUUAAAUAUUUAUUUGUUUUAAACAGACACUUAUGUAAUAAAGGCCAUGUGACAGAAAUUUUGGCAUCUACUCAACUGCCUUAAAAUUGUAGGCAUGCAAAUUUCAUGUAUUAAAUAAGAAAAUAGCACUAAUUUUGGUGAUUAUUGUAAUUAUUCAAAAUUAAUGUCAAAGAUAAAAUGGAAAUAAAUUGAACUAAUAAAUUACAAUCGGUACGUGUCAAAUAAGAUUAUUUACAUUUUCCAUGUCUAACCAAAAACAACUGCAGCGUAUUAUCUGUUCGUAGCAUUUCAUAUAUAUUAUUUUAUCUGUACUACAUUUGUAUCAGUUUUAAUAUCGACACAAAAUCGUAAGAGUACUGCGAGCGCCUUUAUGGCCACAUAUUAUUUGUGUAACAUUACACGAUAUAUUACAUUAUAGAAAUUAUGGAUUCCACACGUCUGUACGCAGCUUAAGAGUCGGCAUAUUUAUUUAUGAAUAUGAAAUAACAAUUUUCCAUUUUUAUAUUAACCAUUUAACUUAUUUAUAUCAAUUUCUAUUGUAUAUUGUUUAUUAAAAUUAAAUAUAAUGAAAAAAAAAAAAUUGAAAAAUUUAAAUAAAAUUCUCCCCAUUUUUCUCUAUAAAAUAUUUUUUAAACUUUUUUUUAAAUAUCACGGUAAAUAUUUCGGUGUGCGCUUUGACAGUAUAAUUGUGUAGACAUAACGAAUUCUAGUAAAAGAUAAUGGCUUUGAUAUGCGUUAUAAUAUAAAAUAUUUUCUAUAUCCAAUUGUAAAUACGGUUAUGUUUGCAUGGGGUGUUUAUGGUGAACAGAUGAAGCUAUAGAAACUGAAAUGUGUCACAAAAUUAGAAAUUUUUAUGAGGUGUUUGCUAGCGAGACAAUUGUAAAGGUUUACUGUCCUAAAGUAUGUUGCAUUUGCAACCUUAUUGCGUUGUAUUUAGUAUUUAAAAUCGUAUGCAACUGCCCAUAAUUUAUUGUUAGAUAAAUUGUAUAUUUGCUUGGCCCUCGAACGAUUCGAGUAUCCCAAAGAUUAAUGUACUUAUUAAAAUAGGAACAACAAACUUUUCAAUUUUGAUGUGCGAAUCAAAUGUCGAAAUCUGAACCUAUUUAGUUGACGACGUGUUGAAACGUUAAUCUUGUAAAAAAGCAACCAUUAUUACAAUUUAGGGUUAGUGGAGACCAGUGGGGUGGAGAUAAAGACAUUAACUUGUUCUCAAAAAUUUACUUUAAAUUCUCUAGCUAAUUUAAAUUCGCAACACUUAGCAAAAUCUUCAUGUCUUCAAACAAUAUAAUGCUUGUUGAUACCAUUCCAGUAGUCUACGCUGACCCUUAAAACGCUAGUAAUUUCUCCGCCUUUAAAAUUCUGUUCAAUGUAUGAUUAUAUUUUUUUAAUAUAAUGUCAGCAAUAGAUUUUUAAAAAUAAAAACUGUUUGUUGUAUUAUUGUAAAUUUUAUGUAUGUGAGAAUAAAAAUAUAUAAGAAUUUUAGAUAAAAAAGCUUUCUAAAUGAAUAUGCACUUAAAAUGGUAAUUGGAGAUGUUGCCACAUUUUUAAAUAUUUUUAAUGAAACAAAAUUUUAGCUCAAAAAUCUCUUUUUGCAACUCUCCUGGCAAAUGUCAAAGGUGUUGCCAUUUUCCAUUGAAAUUACUUUAUAAAUACAUAUUAUUUACUUUAUUUAUAACUAUUUUGUUGUUGUGUUUAUUAAUUAAUGUUUUUAUUUGAUUAUUUUUUAAAUUUAUUAUUUUUAUUUAAUUAUUUGAUUAAUUUAGAAAAUGCUAAAUUCAGUAUAAUAACAAUUACCAAAGACCUCAUACAUUGAACAGAUAAUAAAAAUGAGAAUUUAUAAAAAAAAAAAACUAUUAGAUCUCUUUGGUUUAAAAUAAAUGCUUAAAUAAUCGGCUUGCAUAAUAAAUAGUGCCAACGUUUUAAACAAAUAUGGAUUGCAUAACGCAUGUGUAAAAGUUAUAUUCCCAUAAUAAUGAGCUUAAAUUAGUUUACAUACCGGCAGGAGGCAGGUUGUGAUGUUAAAAACCUUCUGCUGUUAAGGCAAUAUGACACUUUUAUUAUAAGGUUUAAUGUCCCUUGAAAUAAUUUGAAUGUUUUUGAGGCUGUUGACUUGUUUUUUAGAAUAACCAACAUGUUCCUUCUUUGAGCGUCAAAAACCCGAGAUAAGAUCAUAAAUAUUUUACGAUAGAUUAUUAAAUAAAAUAAUAAUAAUAUUCUGUCGUGAAUUACAGUUUCUUAGGUACUUGUAGAUAAAAGGUGUGACAAGUGUUUACGAUAGUACAAUCCGAAAUACAGUGAUAGAAAUUCGUGAAACUGAACAAUUUUCCACAAGGAACAUGUAACGAAGCAAGAAAGUAAUUAGUUAAUAAACUUUCGCGUUGUUUACACAUUUGUUUUAAUACACAAUUGGAACUUGACGCGAUGUCUUAACAGCUUUUACAGGUAAAUAGUAUCUACAUGCGUCUUUAUUGCAAUGUUUCGACGUGGAUUGCACCAUGUCGUGGUUACAACAGGACUUUACAGGCUUUUACAUCGCGUUAAGUCUUGGUUGUGUAUUUAAAGAAAGAAAAAGAAAGUAAUUUUUGAAAUCUACCCCGGGGUCACAUUAUCGUCCUUUCAUAAUAUUAAUUAAAGGGUAAUUCUAUUAAUAUUAUAAUUGCGAAAGUUUGUAUGUAUGGAUAAAUGUUUAUUACUCUUUCACGUAAACACUACUGAACGAAUUCGAAUGAAAUUUGGUACAUAGGUGAUGUCCUAACUUAGCACAUAGGAUUUUUUAUAUACUGAUCCACGCGGGUGAAGCUGCGGGACAGAGGUAGUCAUUUAUAUUUUGACAAUUUCGUAAAACUGAACAUCUCGUUCCAACCUUCAUUGAUGAAACUGAACAACAUGGCUCUACGUUCUUCGGGGAAAGUUGUUCAGUUUCAUGAUAACUAUCACUGUGUAGAUUUCGGAGUGGUAAUGUUUGUACACUUCUGCCACUAGUCCUGCCAUGUAUUAGUUCCUGCUUUGUUUAUUUGGAAUAUUUUUCAUCGUUAAUAUGUGUCAUUGGCUUGUGUCUAAAAAAAAAACUUAUAGAUUAGCUUGGUGAUUAUGAAAUUACAUCAACACGCCUCUGUGUAUUUUUAUUCUUUCUAUAUUAUUAUAAACCUAUCCGUCUGCUUACGUUUACGGCUACGAUACUGAGCCCAUGUGAAAGAGAUAGCUUCAAGUCCACUGGUGGAUAUAGGAACUGUGAAGUCAUAAAAGAUUAAGUACAUAUACAACGAUUCAACUAUUUAUUUACAUUAUUAUUAUUAACACAAUACCUAUUAUAAUUCAAAUUAUGUUUCGUAAUUUUAUUUUUUAGUUAAAUUGGAAAUAGUGACAUGGACAAGCUGACUCUCUAUUGGAAAUUGAUCCAUACACCCCAAUGAUGAACAUUAUUAAAAAAAUAAAAUCCUAAAAUGCUUUUAAUUUUUACGAGUUUUUAAAUUACGGUAAUCUUCAAAAAAUACGGUUAGAUAUAUAUUUUUAUACUCUUUAAUCCCUUGUAUUUUAUCUUAUAAAAGCGAUUUUUUUAUCAUACAUAUGUAUAUAUAU